AUGUCUAAUGAAAAUUUAAUAAAAAAAGAUCAAACAGAAAUUGAUCAUUUAACAAAAUUCUUAAUAAAAAAUAUUGAUUUAUCAAAUGAACCAAAUUUUUUUGAAUUUUGUUUCGUUUCCUUUCAAAAUAAUUCAUUAGAAAAAUGUGUAGUUUGUGCUCUACCAAUUACUGAUCGAAUUUUUCGUGUAACGGGUAAACGAUAUAAUGGUCAAGGUUCUUCUUGUAUGCAAUGUCAAAAAAGUGUUGAUGGUAUACCAUUUACUAUUUAUCCAACUAUGCAAAUAGAUUCUAUUGAUUGUUUUCAUGAAAAAUUUCCACUAGGUUGUUAUGUAUGUAAUCGUACAAUAUUAUCAUUAAUUGGUCAAUAA
Rotaria sordida is the source of this 369-nucleotide messenger RNA. The record is from the annotation of a GenBank genome assembly. Lineage: Eukaryota; Metazoa; Rotifera; Eurotatoria; Philodinida; Philodinidae.